UUUCGCACUGUCAAAUUUAUUGCCCGGUCUCAUUGUGAAGUAUUUGCUGAAGAAAUCACAGCCACAGUUGUCCAACCCAUUGGGUUACCUGUAGAUUGGCGAACACGGAAAAAAGCAACGAUGUAAAGGCACAACCUGGAGAAUCGAGCGUUGAAGUUAUUGCGCAAACAGAAGAUUCCCCAUACGUUAUAUGUGAUGGCAUCCCGUCUGAACUCGAUGCCUACCACGAAGCGUACAGAAACUUUGGCGUUAGAUGUGGAAGAGAAUGAAUUUCAAUCACUCGUGCUAAAAGAUCCUCCUCGGUUGUCCUUCGUCCUCCCCGUCAGAGGCUCUGGGAAACCCUACGCCGGAAGCAAGAAAUAUAUCACGACCUCACGGCGCAUGCUCGAACUCUUUCCAAGAAAAGCCAGGACAAGCAUGGACAAGCCUUUGGUUUUGUAAAAUCUACAAAUGGCGAGCAAAACAUCUAUUUGUCUUCGAUUAUCCAAUCAAAAAGUAGAUCUGUUGUUCUUCUUAAAAGCCAAUCAAAUUGCGAGAAUUUGUAGGGUUUCCCAGAGCCUCUGACGUGAAGGAACGACAACCGAGGAGGAUCUGAAAACGAGAAUGAAAAUAAGAUGCAAUCGAUCUUGUGGCCGGCCCUCGGUGUUAGGUUUGUCUGGUUGAACAACAGAUUUGGGUUACCUGUGGAUAACAAGAUAACGCAACAGAAAAUGAUGGCGGGCACGAAAGAAAGCAUUGAGGGAAAGGCACGAAGUGGAAAAUCAAGUAUCGAAGUUAUGUUUACCAGCCUUGCGGAAGUAGAAGAUUCCGCAGAUACAAUAUCUGAAGACAUCUCGUCUGAACUCGAUGCUUACCACGAAGCGUACAGAAAUGGAAACUUUGGCGUUAGACGUGGAAGAAUGAAUUUCACUCGUGCUAAAAGAUGGAGUAUUGCUCACUUCUUGACAGCUGCGAUCAUGACUUGCUUCACGGCUGCCUGUAUCCAGCUUCUGGAUAACAACGAAUAUGGAGUUGACAGCCAAUCAGCUUACGGAUUUUCAGCAGUGGCGAUACUCUGUGAUAUUUGUGGGCUCGUAAUGGCUUGUUGUAGUAUUUACUUGCUUGGUUCUAUCGCUACCACUCCAAGACCUCUUCUUGUUCUCUUCGCUGUGCGUCUCAUAGCUGUCCUGGAGUGUACGCUGGUCGGCGUUGGAAUUAUUUUGACAAUAAAAGUUAUCAAUGACACCAGGGAAGAUGGAACAGAACCGACAGAACACAAUCGUCGCUACGGGGGAGGAAACUUCACGACUUUUAUCAUACUCUGCAUUUAUCUCUUGAUUUCAAUGGUGGUCGAUGUAAUCACUGCCCUUGCUUGGUUGUUUCAUUGGUGGAGGUGCUGUGUCUGCUGUCAGUGUCUCAAGUCUUGCUGCAUAUUUGAACCAGGAGAACCAUUAGCUCCUGGUGUACGGGAUCCUCCAACUGGCUUUCUUCGUGAAUGUGCCUACGUGUGCUGGUUAAUAAAUAGGAAGAUUGGACUUUAGUUUAGGAAACGGUCGCGCUGCACAGUGUCUUCGUGGUUGUGCUCCCCUUAGCUGUAUAAAGUGACGUGCCAGCCGUUUGCUCGCGUGAGUUGUUUAUAUGAGGGUGUUUGUCCAAUCCUAGCUUGUCACAUCCCUUUUGAGACUCAUUCUGUGGCGUUAAUUCCUAUUAGACGCUGUAUUCAUAUACGAGAGGGAAUGUUUUUAUUUGAAUACUAUAGUGCCGUGACCUAUUCUUAGGUCAUUUUAAGUGAUAAGACAUUGCAUGACUUAGAGAAUGAUAGGAAUAGUAAAGACUGAUUUUUCUUUUUAAUGGUGGUCGUUUCCAGCGGACGAUGUCCCUGUACCCGCGUGUAAUCAUAUUUGCAACAUUUCUGGUAAUGGCAUGUUCGCGGCCAAUAAGAUGCGACUUUUAGAAAGAGAUGAAUUGGCUCGUUAACUAAAGAGUUAGUUACUAACGGUGUCAGUCAUCCAUCGUACCCACUUGUUUAGUGUUGGAAAAUAUUCAGAAAUAGGAUCGAGCAGAACCAGUGGAGCUUCAACGGCCACGGUCUAUUCCUGAAAAGGUUUCACUCCUUCAUUAAAUAACAAAGGCCGACAUUGAGAAAAGAAGAGUUAUAGGAAUAGAAUCCUACUCCGUGACCUUUUAGUCUUUUUCAAGUCGGUAAGUUGUUUUUGCGCGAUGGCGGAAAAAGAGGGAAAAAACGACGCAUCAAAUCAGAACCAGUCUGAUCAAAUCUGUGGCGAAGAAACAAUCGCUGAUAAAUCAACACAGGCAACAGUAAAUGAAGAUACAGACCCUGAGCCAACGAUAUUGGUCGAAGAAAUAGAGUUCGGAAACAUAAGAUUUGGAGGAAAUGCCUAUCGAGACACGUACAGGAAUGGUAACUUUGGUGUCAAGCGUGGAAGAGUCAACUUCACUCGCGCUAGAAUAUGGAGUUCAGCUCACUUAUUCUCGGCUGGUGCCGUCGCCCUCAUCAGCACUCUUUGUAUUGCUAAUGGCGAUGAAGCCGAUCUUUUCGUCCUUCCAUUUCUUUCUGCAUUUUUCGGAAUAUUGACUUUUUGUGGUGGGGUGUAUUUGUCACUUUCUCCAACCACAGUGGGAAGACCGCUUUUCGUUCUCCUCCUUGUUCGUAUGUUUGCCCUUUUGGAGUGUAUGGUGGUGCUUCUUUCCAUUAUCUACACGAUUAUCGUCGCAUCCGAUCGAGGAAAUCCUCGUAAUGGUGCUCUUGUGGUUUCAUUGGUGGUCGAUUGGAUCACUGCCCUUGCUUGGUUGUUUCAUUGGUGGAAGUACUGUGUCUGCUGUCAGUGUCUCAAGUCUUGUUGCAUAUUUGAACCAGGAGAACCAUUAGCUCCUGGUGUACCGGAUCCUCCAACUGGCCUUCUUCGUGAAUGCGUCUACGUCUUGUGGAUGGCCAUUUGCAGGAGCGACUGGACAUUGGUUUAACGGACUUACAAAUUGUCAUGAUGCAUCAAUGAUAGGGGCGUAGUGAGGGCUGACUACAAAUUGUAAUUUAGCACUUUUGAUGGUACGUGUUUUAGUCGUUUAUACUAUCAACAACAGCUUUCUUGUCCCCUCUAUUAACUAUGGUUUGAACAAAUAUCCUUCCAUUUAUAAGCUCCCGGUUAUAAGCCCACCCCUGACCAGUUCUAGCCAUCAUUACAGUGAUAAAACAAAAAAUGGGAAAAAUAAAAUAGAAACAACCGUUUCUUCCCACAUGAAUGUAAGCCCUUCCGGUUACAAGCACGAAAACCAUUACGAAUAAGUAUAAGCCAGUUCCAUUUUUUUUUCGCUUUUCAAAACUUCCUCUUAUAUGUACAAUUAUUUUUAUAAAUUGCUAUUCAUCACAUGGCGGCCACAUCAACCAAGGCCAUCCAAAAAUUUUUUAAAUCAAAUUCACAAAUUACAUUUUUAAUGCUGCAUAAAAGAUGAAUUAGUGAA
Messenger RNA from Actinia tenebrosa (Australian red waratah sea anemone), 3459 nucleotides. RefSeq lists its product as uncharacterized. Lineage: Eukaryota; Metazoa; Cnidaria; Anthozoa; Actiniaria; Actiniidae. The record is from RefSeq and is a predicted model, not a curated record.